AAAAACGAAAAACAAACCCAGCCCUGGGACACAGGCUGCCAGCUUGCAUUCGAGGGCAUUUAGAGCUGUGGUCGUGAGCUCCCUGUCACUGGCAUCACCGUGCUAGGUGCGCGCUCGGCUCUCCCAUUGGUAUGCAGCGACCAUUUCCCUGCAAGUCUCAAAGGUGGAACCACUUAGAUGGAUUACAAGCGUGAUUUGGUGGCCUUUCAAAAAGUUGGUGGCCGGAGAAGGAACAACUGCAAGGCUACGGCAUGAUGGAUAUAAUUCAGCCUUCCAGAGAGUUUGCAGCUCCCGCAGGGAAGCCCCUAGGAGCAAACCUCGGAGAUCGUGAGCGCUCUACAAGGAUAGUUUUAUAAUCAACCACGAAGGAUGAAACCGUCCAUAGCUGAGAUGCUUCAUAGAGGGAGGAUGUUGUGGAUUAUUCUUCUAAGCACAAUUGCUCUGGGAUGGACUACCCCGAUUCCCCUGAUAGAGGACUCAGAGGAAAUAGAUGAGCCCUGCUUUGAUCCAUGCUACUGUGAAGUUAAAGAGAGCCUCUUUCAUAUACAUUGUGACAACAAAGGAUUUACAAAUAUUAGUCAGAUUACCGAGUUCUGGUCCAGACCUUUUAAACUGUAUCUGCAGAGGAAUUCGAUGAGGAAAUUGUACACCAACAGUUUUCUUCAUUUGAAUAAUGCUGUGUCCAUUAACCUGGGGAACAAUGCAUUGCAGGACAUUCAAACAGGAGCUUUCAAUGGUCUUAAGAUUUUAAAGAGGCUCUAUCUCCACGAGAACAAACUAGAUGUCUUCAGAAAUGACACCUUCCUGGGCUUGGACAGUCUCGAAUAUCUGCAGGCAGAUUACAACGUCAUUAAACGAAUUGAGAGUGGGGCAUUUCGGAACCUAAGCAAACUGAGGGUUCUGAUUUUAAAUGAUAAUCUCAUCCCCAUGCUUCCAACCAAUUUGUUUAAGGCCGUCUCCUUAACCCAUCUGGACUUACGUGGAAAUAGGUUAAAGGUUCUGUUUUAUCGAGGAAUGCUAGACCACAUUGGCAGGAGCCUGAUGGAGCUCCAGCUGGAAGAAAAUCCCUGGAACUGUACAUGUGAGAUUGUGCAACUGAAGAGUUGGCUGGAACGUAUUCCUUACACUGCCCUGGUGGGAGACAUCACCUGUGAGACCCCUUUCCACUUUCACGGAAAGGACCUGCGAGAAAUCAGGAAGACAGAACUCUGUCCUUUGUUGUCUGACUCUGAGGUGGAGGCUAGUUUGGGGAUUCCCCACUUGUCUUUGAACAAGGAGAAUGCAUGGCCCACUAAGCCUUCCUCAAUGUUGUCUUCUGUCCAUUUUACUGCUUCUUCUGUUGAAUACAAGUCCUCAAAUAAACAGCCCAAACCCACCAAACAACCCCGAACGCCACGGCCACCAUCCACAUCCCAAGCUUUAUACCCUGGUCCAAACCAACCUCCCAUUGCUCCUUACCAGACCAGACCACCCAUUCCCAUCAUAUGCCCUACUGGCUGUACCUGUAAUUUGCACAUCAAUGACCUUGGCUUGACUGUCAACUGCAAAGAGCGAGGAUUUAAUAACAUUUCUGAACUUCUUCCAAGGCCACUGAAUGCCAAGAAACUGUACCUGAGUAGCAAUCUGAUUCAGAAAAUAUACCGUUCCGAUUUUUGGAAUUUCUCUUCGUUGGAUCUCUUGCAUCUCGGGAACAAUCGUAUUUCUUAUGUCCAGGAUGGGGCCUUCAUCAACUUGCCCAACCUAAAGAGCCUCUUUCUCAAUGGCAAUGAUAUCGAGAAGCUGACACCAGGCAUGUUCCGAGGCCUACAGAGUUUGCACUACUUGUACUUUGAGUUCAAUGUCAUCCGGGAAAUCCAGCCUGCAGCCUUCAGCCUCAUGCCCAACUUGAAGCUACUAUUCCUCAAUAAUAACUUGUUGAGGACCCUGCCAACGGACGCCUUUGCAGGCACAUCCCUGGCCCGGCUCAACCUGAGGAAAAACUACUUCCUCUACCUUCCUGUGGCUGGUGUCCUAGAGCAUUUGAAUGCCAUUGUCCAGAUAGACCUCAAUGAGAAUCCCUGGGACUGCACCUGUGACCUGGUCCCCUUUAAACAGUGGAUCGAAACCAUCAGCUCAGUCAGUGUAGUCGGGGAUGUACUCUGCAGGAGCCCUGAAAACCUCACCCACCGUGAUGUGCGCACUAUCGAGCUGGAAGUCCUCUGCCCAGAGAUGCUGCACACUGCACCGGCGGGAGCCUCCCCGGCCCAGCCCGGAGAUUCUCACUUUGCUGGCCGGCCAACAAGUGCAUCACCGUAUGAGUUCGCUCCCUCCGGAGGCCCCGUGCCACUUUCUGUGUUGAUUCUCAGCCUGCUGGUUCUGUUUUUUUCAGCAGUCUUCGUAGCUGCAGGCCUCUUUGCUUACGUGCUGCGCCGGCGCCGGAAGAAGCUGCCCUUUAGAAGCAAGCGGCAGGAAGGUGUAGACCUUACUGGUAUCCAGAUGCAAUGCCACCGGCUUUUUGAAGAUGGUGGAGGAGGUGGAGGUGGAGGUGGAGGUGGGGGUGGAGGUGGGGGUCGACCGACCCUUUCGUCCCCAGAGAAGGCCCCUCCCGUGGGUCACGUGUAUGAGUACAUCCCCCACCCAGUUACCCAGAUGUGCAACAACCCCAUCUACAAGCCUCGUGAGGAAGAGGAAGUGGCUGUUUCGUCAGUCCAGGAGGCAGGGAGUGCAGAACGUGGGGGCCCGGGCACACAAGCGCCGGGAAUGGGGCAGGUUCUCCUAGGAAGUGAGCAGUUUGUCGAGACGCCCAAGGAGAACCACAGCAACUACCGGACCUUGCUGGAGAAAGAAAAGGAGUGGGCCCUGGCAGUGUCCAGCUCCCAGCUCAACACCAUAGUGACAGUGAACCAUCAUCACCCUCACCCUCAUCACCCAGCAGUUGGUGGGGUUUCGGGGGUAGUUGCAGGAACUGGAGGAGACUUGGCUGGGUUCCGCCACCAUGAGAAGAACGGUGGGGUGGUGCUGUUUCCUCCCGGGGGAGGCUGUGGUGGUGGCAGUGUACUACUAGACCGAGAGAGGCCACAGCCAGCUCCCUGCACAGUGGGAUUCGUGGACUGUCUCUAUGGCACAGUGCCCAAAUUAAAGGAACUGCACGUCCACCCUCCUGGCAUGCAAUACCCAGACUUACAGCAGGAUGCCAGGCUCAAAGAAACCCUUCUCUUCUCGGCUGGAAAGGGCUUCACAGACCACCAAACCCAAAAAAGUGAUUACCUCGAGUUAAGGGCCAAACUUCAAACCAAGCCGGAUUACCUCGAAGUCCUGGAGAAGACAGCAUAUAGGUUCUAACAGAAAAAGAAAAAAAUUAAUUAGUGCUUUUUUUUUUCUCAAAAGAAAAGGAAAAUGAAAGAAAUAUAUCCCUUGCUCCCUUUACACUUGUCCCAAUAACUUCACUCUCACAAACGUCCCUGCCCUGAACAGAACUGAAACCGCAUGAUAACUAGAAAAUACAGAUGUGUGUGCUCCCCUCCCAGAUGUGAUUUGGAGGAAGGGCCAUACUCAGAUAAUUAAUCAAUGAAGUGCCUUCGCAGACUUUUGCCAGCAAAUGUUAUCAUUAUUUUUUUAUACUGAAACUUGAGACUUUGACUGUGCCAUGUAUAAGGUGUAUUGGGGAUCAUUGUAUUGAUCCUAAUUAAGUAAAAUUCAAUGUGUCUUUUAAUUUUCAGUAACUUUUUUUCAGUUGUAGUUUUGUUUGACAGGGAGGGGAGAAAACAAGUUGACAUCCGUGGCUCUCUUUCCUCUUCCCAUCAUGGCACAGAUUCUGUACAUGUAUUAACAAUGCAGUUUGCUGCAUGCCUGGAAACUGCAAGACGGGGAGGGAGGGGGCGGGUCUUGCUCGAAUGUUCUCACCCACUCUUUUUUCUUUUUCCUCACACAUAUACCCACAAGCAAAUCACAAAUCCCUGCACACAGUUAGGUCCCUAAACCCGCAGCCUCUUGCUUCUGGUGCCAGUACACAUACACACACACACACACACACACACACACACACACACACAUCCCACUCCCAUUCAAUUCAAUCUAAUUAGUUUGGGUUUGAUCCAUUUGUCACCUCUUCAUAGCUCCACCUUCCCUUCACCCCUAGUGUACAGCUCACAUCUCUCCUACCACUCGGGGAAAGUCAUAUUCUAGGCUGGAUCCUACUGAAGUGGAGGCCUGGUGGUUUAACAGCCGGAGGCACACACCUAGGGAUGAGCAUCCUCUUUGUGACACUCCAUCCUGAUGCCAAGAUUUUUUGGAAAACAUCUGCACUUUCUUAUAUAUAUAUACAUAUAUAUAUAAUAUUACAAAAAAAUAAAAAAGCAACUGGGUAUAUAUCACUAACAGCUUUGUAGGAAGCACUUUUAAUGUUUUCUCUCUCACACACAAAGAUUCAAAAGAAAUGUGCAUAUAUUUAUUCUGUAAUUUCAGUGAUUAUAAAUUGUAAAGGUAAUGUUUAAUCAUUGUAUAGUGAUUAUGCGUCUGGUAUAGCUUUCCUAAUAAAAAGUUUUUGAAAAACAUAAUACAUUAUAUAUAGAGGAUACAAAGCUUGAACCUUAAAUUGCAGCUAUGCCAUGCCUUUCAUGCUCCCAUUAAAAACAAACAUUUUUCUUUUACUUGUUAUACAGAAGGCUAGUUUAUUAACAAGUUUUAUGCACUGUGAUGUUGAUAAAUCUUAUAACCUACCACCCCUAUCCCAUGCCAGGAUGCAAUUUGGGACUUAAAAAAAAUCUGAUUUAUACUUCUUUUCUCUUUCUAUUAUGUAUUUCUAACUUAGUAACCCAGUGAUGCACCGUUUUUCCUAGGCAGGAUGCAAUUGGGAAAAAAAGUAAAGUAACUAGAUUGUUAAGAAAUACAGGAUUAAUUAAGAGGAGGAAAUCAAGGAUCCAUGCAUCUUAAGACAGUAAAUAACAAAGGAAAAAUUGCUAUUCUUUAAAAAUACAUGCACUAAAAUUACACACACACACAUACACACACCAAUCAAAAUCUAAGGCCUUAGAGCCAAUUUGACUCUCAAAUUUCUGUUAUCUGUGAAAUUUGUCAUUGUGAUAUUUAGCUACUGUUUUUUCUAACCACUUACUACCGCAAGUUGCCCCAGUCAUGCUUGAAAUAAGACAGAGGAUGUCGAAUGAGUUUUUGUUUCUGUAUGACAUCAAAAUGAUGGUUAAAAAUUAAUCUAAUAAUAAUCCAAGUUAUAACUCAUUUACAUGUGAGCAAAACCAAAGAAAAUCAGAUUUUUAAAGUGCCAGUAUCUUGUUUGUGAAACUGAACUGAUAGAGCGCUUUGGGCAGGCACUUAUCUCAUUAUGCCAUUAGAGGGCAGCAGAGCUCCAGAGAUUCACCGACUGUAGCUGCAGAAUUGUGCAGUGUUC
Messenger RNA from Rhinolophus ferrumequinum (greater horseshoe bat), 5383 nucleotides. It is a transcript of the gene SLITRK3, whose product is annotated as SLIT and NTRK like family member 3. The transcript is spliced from 2 exons. Gene Ontology annotation, cellular component: postsynaptic density membrane; GABA-ergic synapse. Gene Ontology annotation, molecular function: protein binding. The record is from RefSeq and is a predicted model, not a curated record. Gene Ontology annotation, biological process: regulation of presynapse assembly; positive regulation of synapse assembly; axonogenesis. Bases 370 to 3321 code for a protein of 983 amino acids. Lineage: Eukaryota; Metazoa; Chordata; Mammalia; Chiroptera; Rhinolophidae.